UGGUCCAGUUCCCAGUCAGUGAAUGCACUAUCUAAGUGUUUUAGACAGAGGUUUUUAUCACAAGAGCUGAAAUUGUGGUUCAGUGUACUUGGUCAGGAAUAGCAUGAUGAUAAGUGCAAAUGUGUAUCUCCUUACUUUCUUCUCCAGUCUGCUCGGAUCCACUGCGCUAGAGUGGACCUCCUCCAUGAGCAUCCCAUCAGGUUCCACUCGGCUUGUCUGUAGAGGGCAGAACGUUUCAUUGCCAUGGCAAUAUCAGCUUUCUUCCGCUGAACACGUGAUCGAUGUGGAAUGGCACUAUCAAGCCACAGGGCAGGAGCAGGUGCCUGUUGCAAGUUACGUCAUGGGUCACUUCUUGACCUUACCCAGCAUGCAUAGCAAGGUAAGCUACCUGCCCAACGCCGGGCUGUUGAUACAGAAUGUCACCGUGACGAGGAGGGACUCUACACCGUCGUCGUCAACUUUGAACAACACGGGUUAUCGCUCAGCGACACCAAAACAGUUCACCUGGAAGUUUCUGAUGAAGACUGUUCGGACACUGAGGCAGAACUACAGAGGUUAAAGUUGCAGAUUUCACAGGUGACUGCUCAAAACCAAGUGCUCACGGAGCAAAAUGCUCACCUUUUGGCACUUAUCCACGAGAUGCAGCUGACCUGUGAAGGUACAACAACUGUCAUCCCCACUCAAGACCCAUGGGUACCCAAGAGCUGCGACGAUAUUUCAGACGCCACAACACCAGUGGUGUGUACACUAUUUAUCUGCCGAGUGGUUCACCGUUACAAGUGUACUGCGAGCAGGACAUCGAUCGCUGGGGAUGGGCAGUUAUACAGCGACGACAGGACGGCAGCGUGGACUUCUACAGGAACUGGACUGAGUACAAGUACGGCUUUGGUGACCUCAAUGGCGAGUUCUGGCUAGGGCUUGAAAACAUUUACUUGAUGACAUCCAGCGGUAACUACAGUCUGCGUAUGGACCUGACUGACUGGGACAACACCACUGGCUUUGCCAUCUACGACACCUUCAGCAUCAGCAAUGAAAGCAACAACUACACUCUGCACGUCGGUGGAUAUCACGGUACCGCAGGUAAUGGCCUUGACACCAAACUUCUCAUCAUUUGUCCACAAUGGACAAGCCUUCUCGACGUUUGACCGGUAAUGAUAAAAGCACGACUGAAGCGUGUGCUGUGACGUACAGGGGGGGAUGGUGGUUCAAUAACUGCUUUUCUUCGUACCUAAAUGGAGUCUAUAGGAUCGCGACAACAGCAACAACUCAAGCCACGAGGGAUUUUCUGGUAUGAUUGGCACGAGGACUUUAGGUCCUACAAGAAGGCCGAUAUGAAGAUCCGACCCAACUAAGAUUGAAACAAUUACAAAACACUAAUUAAGCUGA
Messenger RNA from Pomacea canaliculata, 1386 nucleotides. RefSeq names its product ficolin-2-like. Lineage: Eukaryota; Metazoa; Mollusca; Gastropoda; Architaenioglossa; Ampullariidae. Bases 690 to 1145 code for a protein of 151 amino acids. The transcript has 8 exons. The record is from RefSeq and is a predicted model, not a curated record.